Gambusia affinis (western mosquitofish) is the source of this 5082-nucleotide messenger RNA. It is a transcript of the gene raver2, whose product is annotated as ribonucleoprotein, PTB-binding 2. Gene Ontology annotation, molecular function: mRNA binding. The record is from RefSeq and is a predicted model, not a curated record. Lineage: Eukaryota; Metazoa; Chordata; Actinopteri; Cyprinodontiformes; Poeciliidae. Bases 413 to 3055 code for a protein of 880 amino acids. Gene Ontology annotation, cellular component: cytosol. The transcript is spliced from 16 exons.
AGUUCGAGGUGCCAGCUGCAGAAAUCAACCAAUAAUUUAGUUUUUUCAAACUACAUUUAAAAACUUUUUUGUACUUCUUCUUUUUUUACAUAAGUAAUAUUCAUAAAUAGAUGCAAACACUGCAACAUUAAUUUGAAUCAUUACUCCAUUGAUUAAGAAUAACCCCAGACAAAAGAAUAUGGAUUAAGCUAUUUAAUAAGGGAGGUGAUGCAAAGUGAAUAUAAAAUAAUAUUUUUCCCUGUCCCUAGAAGUGUAAAUGAUUAGAUCCGAAUAAUUUAAAUUAAUGUUAUUAUUGCGUUUAUUCUGGGUUGUUGGGACGCACACGCCUCCCACCUGCUCUCUCUCUUUCUCUCCCUGUCUAUAUUUCUCUACCUCUCUCUCUCUUUAAACACUUUUCUCUCAGCUUCCCAAGAUGGCGGCAGCCUCGUCCAUCCAGCCGCCGAUCGUUCACUCUUCUCUCAACCGGGAUAGUGUGCUCUCCCCGGACAUGGACAGCCCCGAAAGCAGACAGCCGGAGGAUGAAGAGGCGGCGGUGGCCGCCGCAGCGCAGCCCUCCGAGCCGGGCGUCAGCCUCCGCGACCUGCCGGACCUGGACCCGGAGGAGAUCGAGAGGAGGUUGGCCAAAACUCGCCGGGAGCUGAGCAACAGGAGAAAAAUCCUCAUCAAAAACCUGCCGCCGGACACCUCCAACCAGGAAGUCCAUGAAAUUCUGAAAGAAUAUGAGCUGAAGUACUGCUUUGUGGACCGCAACAAAGGCACAGCCUUUGUGACUUUGCUGAACGGGGACCAGGCUCAGGAUGCCAUCCGCUCCCUCCACCACAGCACUGUCCGAGGACGCCUGAUCAACGUCACCCUGCAGCCCACAGAUUCCCUGCUCUGCCUCACCAACCUUCCCCAUACCUUCACGGCGCAGCAGUUUGAGGAGUUGGUGCGCUUGUAUGGAAACAUCGAGCGCUCCUUCCUGGUUUAUAGUGAGCUAACGGGCCACUCCAAGGGAUAUGGGUUUGUCGAGUACAUGAAGAAGGACUCUGCUUCGCGGGCUCGCUCGGAGCUGCUGGGUCGACCUCUGCAGGGGGAUCGGUCGCUGAUGGUUCAGUGGAUGGACGUCAACCAGCUGAGCCAGGAGGAGAACCUGCACUCCAAGUGUCUGUGUGUGGACCGGCUGCCUCUGGACCUCUGCGACUCUGAGGAACUGGCCCAGCUCUUCUCUGAAACGUACAAACCAGUCUUCUGCCAGCUUGCCCAGGAUGAAGGGAGCCCAUUGAGAGGUUUUGGUGUGGUGGAGUACGAGAGCGCGGAGCAGGCUGAAGCUGUGCUGACGGAGAUGGACCGAACUCUGGUGGGAGGACAGGAAGUUCGUCUUUCGCUCUGCACCCCCGGCACCUCAGGGAGAAGCACCUUGGCUGCUCUCAUUGCUGCACAGGGUAUGAUUCUGAGUAACAGAAAAGGAUUACUACCAGAACCAAACCUGGCUCAGCUGUUGACCAGUAUGACCAACCCAGCUGCCCUUCAGAUCCUUAUGAGGCCGUACCAGGGUGGGAAAAGAGGAGGAAAGUAUGGGCGUAAUGCAGGCCUCCCGUUCCUCAGACCUCCUCUCACUGCUGCCCUCCUAACACUAGGAAAGGCUCACCAGAAUGCUAUGGUUGGUAAUGGACUUGUCCUCCAGAAUCUCCUCCACAUGCAGCUCGCUCAGCAGCAGCUUCUUCACAUCAAAGACAAGCGCAUCAGCAGUGUCACCAGUCUGCUUGGAGACCCUUCCAGACUACUGAUGCAGAAAGCUUUGUCUCUGCGACCUCCAGGUCUCUUGCCGCUGGGGAAAGGCCUCCUGGGAGAUUCCCCUACAGAGUUGCUCCAGGAGCCAAAUUCUACCCACAACUCUACAGUAGUGGUAUCAGCAGCAGGUGUGAUGCCAUACCUUCAGGGUCGAGGAGCAGGAACAGGCGGGGGAGACCAAAACAUCUCCCAUUCUGUGUCAACAACCCCUUCUGCUUCCUCCUCUUCCUGUCCCACCUCCUGCGACAGGCAGCCGGCUCCUCCCGGGACGAUGGGGAGCGCCCAGCCACAGGGGCAGACGUUCUCUUUGGGUAUAAGUAACUCAGGCCUUGGCCCGCCUCCACCUAAGCCCCCUGGAGGGGGGUAUACAUCAUCAGGCCAGCACAACAGCUCAGAUGGUAACAGCCUGACUAACAUGGUAAACUGUGGUCAGAAUUCUUUAUUGGGUGAUCCGCCUAAAGAAGUGAGACUGCCCUCCAAUCCUUACCUGAACUUGGCCAGCGUGAUGCCAGGAGUUGUUCUGCAAAACUCUGUGGCUAACAAGCCUCAGGGAGGACAGCCGGGCUCCGGGAUCUACGGGGCCCCAGUGGCUCCUGUGGUCUCGCAGGGCACUGCCUCAUUCUCCCACAGUGCGGCGGCUACAACCCACAACCCGUACAACGCCGACACCUCCUCCGACUUCACCCAGUACAACCAAGCCUACACGCAGGAGGCCAUGCACCAGUGGUACCAGCAUUACCAGGCAGCGCAGGCACACACCUACAGCACCACAGCCCCACAGGACGGCACGGCCGCAGACUACAGCAAGGAGCACACACAGGUUCCUGCCGCCUCCACCUACGGGGAUUACACUACCUACAUGCAGGCUGUCACUCAGUACUACUCCCAGCCUGCAACAACCAACCAGGCCUUCGCCAGCAAGGAAGUGGAAGUGUGUAAACCUUUGGGGGUCCCACUGCAUGCAGUCAGUAACGGUCCAGCUCCUCCUCCCGCAGUCCUGCCUGCCGCCGCCGUGCUCCCAGCCUACAGUACCCUGCCUUUAAUGCCCGGCUUCCUCGGAGCUCCACACCCACCUGCAGCUACACCCAGCUCCGUCACACAUGCACACACUGCAGCCACCGACUGGAACACGUACUAUUAUAACCAGACCCGUGGCAUUAAGAGGGACUACCCUCAGCUAGCGGUGCAGGAGGCGCCGCCAUCAGAGGGCGCGUACAUCGGGCAGCACUCCCAGGGCCUGGGGGGGCAGUAUGCCGACUACUUCAAGAGGAAGAGGCUGUAGAGUGAACCAAAUGACCUUAAAGCCCACAGCUUCAGGAGGGAGACACAACCAGCUCCCUCUAGUGGCCUUUUCUGUGGCUGCCAUUGUGCGUCCCUGCAGUCGGUGUCAGGUUGUGUUGAGUCAGGGUUGCAGAUGGCUGGAGUGAAAACAAGCCAUAGUGCUCUUUGAUUUUGAAACUUUAGUACACUCUUUCACAGUAUUGCUUUUGUCUUGUUCAAGCCUUAACUAUUUAUCUUAAAUGUCAGUUUCUCUGUCACUGUUCCUAACAAAUAUUAUCCUGUACACCUUUUUUUUUUUUCAAACAUAAUCUAAACUAAAGUAUAUUAUAUGUGUGUGUAGAAGCUGCUUUUGUAUUUGCAGGCAGCUGACCUGUCUGGAUGUUGAAACUGCUCCCCCCCCCCCAUUUGGUCCUUUCCACAUCUUUUAUUUUCUUUUAAAGAAACUCUCAAAUUUGAUUCGUCAGUCAGACUGACAGUCAUUUCUUCUAGCUUCACUGCCUUUUAUUACCCAGGACUCUCUCUAAACCUACCUGUGGGUGUGUGUGUGUGGGUGUGUGUGUGUUUUGUGUUUUGCUUUGCUGUUAUCUGUAGGAAGCGUCAGCCAUUUCUAUCCCAAGUUUUGGGAGAACAUCAGGAAAAAAAAGGGUCUAAACCGAUCAAAUCCCUUAAUUUUGGUGAAUUAAAUGGAGUCCCUCAAUAGUUGGACUUUUCAGAUGUAGAUUGAGGGAAUAACUAAAUUAACUGCUGUGUAAAUAUUGCAGUGUAGUGUAGAAUAUAUAAAGCCAUGCGUAACAGACAAUAACACAUAAAAUAAAGGGCGUUUUGAUGCUCAUUUUUGAGUGUGGUGUACAACAGAAAAAAAUAUUCAGCGUCAGAUUUGUUUUAUCGAUCUACAAUAUACUCUUAUAUAUUUGUAAUAUAAUAUUCCAAGGCAGUUUGAGUAUUGUAUUAACAAUAAGUCCUGAUGAGACUUUAACGUAGUUAUUUGGUUUGUUUUGUACUGUUUAAGCCAAAUAUUCGGGUGCAGUUUUCCUCCUCUGCUGUUUUUGUUGUAAAUCAUUUUCUCUCUUUUUUUGUUUUUCUGAAAGUUUUGUUGAAUCUGUAACAGGAGCUUUAAUUUUAUAUUCAGACGCCACUUUCAUAAAGCUUUGAGACUGUAGAAAUGAUGCAAUGCAGAAUCACUGCACAGCUAAGAAAUAACAUGGCUGAGGAUUUUGCACGGGAACUGUUAAAUAUUAAUGGUUGAAAGUAAUAAAAUGGCUCCAGGAGGCUCCCCAUCCCUGCCUUAAAAUAUAUUUGUUUUAUUUGUAGAAAAAUAAUUCAGCAGUUCCAUUGAGCGAUUGAAUUAUCUCUGACAUUUAGCAGUUUAAUUGGAUUUGCACAAUGAACAUACAGUUCUGGUACACUCAUCAGCAUGAAAAUUAUGUUUAUUUGCGGGUUUUAAUGAUUUACUUGAACUGUUUGUUGUUGUUUUUUCAUCAAAUUCCUGGGUGAUGUAGAUUCGGUUAUUUUCAUUUGAUAAAAAUGUUUAUUCCCAAAUUGAACAUUUCCUCUAGUAUUUAUAUAGUUUGCAGGAAACUCCUUGCCAUCACCCUAAUCUUUAGCUCCCUUUACAAACUUGCUAUCAGUUUGAAAUCUGGACAGAGUCACUCCAGACAUUAAACAUACUUCUGGUCAGAAGAAACAUUUUGAUAAAAUGAAAACAUUGUGUUUUAAUCAGCAGGAUCAGGACAGCACAUCCAGCUUGCCGUAAAUUGGCACCAACCAGAAGGAACGUCUCACUGAUUUACUAACAACGAUUGAAUGUAAGCUUGUGGUCAGAACUGUAUGUUCAACAACAAUGUGCAAAAUAUUCCUCUUAAUUUAUUUGACCAGUUUAGUAGCAGUAAAGUCAACCAGAUUAUUUUUUCAUGUGAUUAAGAUAGUUUGUAAGAGUUUUUCUGUAUUUAAAGUUUUCUGUAUUUAAAGUUGAAAUCUAGACUUUUUUUUUUUUUUUUUUUUUUUUGCACAGUUGAAACCAGAUAUUUA